Messenger RNA from Bombus huntii, 5667 nucleotides. It is a transcript of the gene Trhn, whose product is annotated as tryptophan 5-hydroxylase 1. Gene Ontology annotation, molecular function: iron ion binding; tryptophan 5-monooxygenase activity. Bases 3833 to 5455 code for a protein of 540 amino acids. Lineage: Eukaryota; Metazoa; Arthropoda; Insecta; Hymenoptera; Apidae. The transcript has 15 exons. The record is from RefSeq and is a predicted model, not a curated record. Gene Ontology annotation, biological process: aromatic amino acid metabolic process; serotonin biosynthetic process. Gene Ontology annotation, cellular component: neuron projection.
GCGAACCAUAGCUCCUCGAUUUAAUAUUUCAAUCGAGCUGACCCGAUCCGAACUGACGACCUUGAAACGCGCAAAACCAAAAAUAUCGACACACCAUGUACUGAGAUCUAACGACCAGUUUUUUACUUCGAAACAGGAGGGUAAAUUUCCCUUCGAUGGAGCGGUUUGCUUUCGUUAAUGAGAAACCUUUUAACGCGUUCGACGUCCACUAUAAAUUGUGUAUCCAACUUCUUCCUUUGAAUCACUCGUGCUGAGAAUGCGCUCCAAGAGGAUCUUCCUGUCUGCAAACAGCGAAUACUCAUCGUCUUGUCCUUACUUAGUUGCCUAUUUUUCACUAAUCGAUUAAAUGGUUUGAAGAAGCCGAUUUGUAUUAAGACUUCAAUAGAAGAAUUAAGAAGAAAGUAGAGACUCAAUUUAUAUGGAAACUGAUGAUAAAAUGAUGAUAACGGGCGAUUUUUUCACAAUAGGAUAUCGAUUAUACGUACCACAAUAAUCCAAGGAUUAUAACAUUUUAUAAACAUUUAAUAUCCAUACUAGGAUAUAUUAAUUCGAUAACUUUGGAAUUAUCCGUUUUCGAAAUAACUAUUUUAAUCUUAAAAACUUACAAAAGCUUCGUACUUUGAAUUAAGUUGCUGAUGACAUGGAAAGGAGAUGGUAUGUAAGCAUACAGAAGAAGAAAUGAGAAGUAGUGAUUUUGUUGCAUAAGAUCUUGUGUCUGGAAGGUUACAAAAGCAACAAGUUUGUAUCUUCAUUAAGACGUCUUGCAAUAUAUAUUAUAUUUUUCAAACUUGGCUACAGAUUCUAAUUUUCAACUUGUUUAAUUCGUCUCAUUUUAAUCUGGCACGUUAAAAUGAUCGAAGAAGUAGGGAAAGAUACAGAAGAAUCCAUCGAAUCCAAACUACGACACAUUUUUUGCGAUAGAAUGUAGUAUUUGAAAAAAGUGGUGAAGGUUUAAAGAGACGGUUUCGAUGAUUAGCCCUCCGUAAGCAAACUGGGUCGUUGACAACCCAAGCGAGAUUUCACUCUUGAAUUUCUUCGAAACGAAUUCUUAUUUCUAUUGGGUAAAGUUUCAAAUGUUUGACUUAACGAGCGAUUAUAAUGUAAUAUAACGUAAUAUAUAUACGUUGAUAAGUAUAGACCUCUUAUAAGCUUUCCAGACUUUAUAGAAGCCUAGAACAAUAACAAAGAUUAGGCUUACAUAUAAAUGACCCAGUUUGCCAACCCAAGCCAAUCUUGCUUCUUCCAACGGAGUAUUAAAUUUAUAUUACACUAACCAUAAAUAAAAUAUUAGUUAUAUUUAAGAAACCAUCGAAUUGAUCUACGCGUUCAAUAUUUAAAGUUUAGUAUAAAAAUAUUAAGAUGCUUGCAUUGAUUUUUUAUUAAAGUAAUAUUCAUGAAAUUGACAUUAGUUUCGAACAAAAUCUAUAUUAUUAUCGUAAGUUGUUUGAUAGAUCCAUAAAGACGAAAUAUAUGUAUGCAUACAUGGCUCGCACGCCUUUCCAAGGAAACAUAUUUAUAGAUCCUGGCACUAAACAAGAAAAAAGAAGGGGUAUCGACCAAUUUAAUCCGUGUGCUUAGAAAACAAGUUGUUAUAAUUAUAUCGUCGAUGUUGUACAAAAAUUUGUAUAAAGGAUUUCGUUUCUUAGAUAAAGAUCGAAUUGGUACUUUGUGUUUCAACGAUAUCUUAAUCUUAAAGUUAUUAGUAAAACAACAGAAGCAAAUUACAAAUGUUGAACUUUGGGCUCAAAGGACGACAGUAUGAUAAGAGAUAUCAUGCUUUGUAGAAUCUCUGUGAAUGGGAAGUGAAUUUGGCGAUACGGGUAAAGGAUGAAUAGUACAAUAAUUAUUUAUGUUCAUACGACAUAUACUACAUGGACCGCCCAAAAAUAAAAUUUUUAUCGAGUAUAGAAAGAUACGAAAAAUUAAAAAAUUUAACAUAAAAUAGGAAUAAGUAUCCAAGCUGAUAUUAUGACUACAGCACUUAUCUUUUUUUUGUGUUACAGUACUAUAAUUAUACAUAUGUUAAUAUUUCAUAAUUAUGCAAUUAGAUGCAAAAAAGAUAAGUAUUUACACAAAUGCCAGAAUAUCAUCUUUUUUUUUAAUAUCACAAGUAUAAAUGCAUAUGUAUCUUUAUAUUUACUCUUAUUAUAAAGAAAUUUUUUAAAUAACCAUAAUAACAAUCACAGAACUGUUAAGUGAGAGCCUUACUGAAGAGUCCAUACUAGUAGAUCUUGGACGAAACACUCACUUUCUCUCUUCUCUCAUUGUGUCUAAGGUAUAGGUCUCUUAGGUGAGAGAACAAUCACAGAAAAAAAAAUUAAUUAACAAAUGUAACAGCCAUUCUCAGUUUAGGCUCACUUAAAUAUAUGAAACAACACGGAAGUAUCGAAAAGAAACUUUGUACAAUGUAGUAAAAUAUUUUCUGCAAAAAGCAAAACUAUCUUACUAAAAGCUUUCGAUUUUUUGUCAAGAUUCCAUCGGUACUUUUAAUUAUUCUCGUGUUACUAAAGUAACACAGUCUCAACACCUUAACACUUUAAACAACAGAAUGUAUCGAAAAUCGAUGCGACCGAUUGUUUCAGCAAAACAUUAUAACACAGUGUCUCUUAUCUACUAGUUAAAUCUCGCUAUUUAUCAAUAUUGCCUGACAAAAUAAUCCAAAAGAUAUUUUCCGCGACGAUUUAGUGACUGGCAGACGGGGCAGAUAAACGAAAGAUUCUCUCCGCAGAUCGAACGAUACUCUCAAUUCUCUUAAUGCCAGAGGAACGCUCGGUAUAAUUCAACAAGGGUGCUAGCUGAUAGUCGUAAGUGAUGGACAUUGGUAAUGUGCUGCAUCUGCUUUGCCACGAGGCGGAGGAGUGUUCUCGGCUGUUCGAGCUUUUAUUAAACAGCCUCUUUGUUCUGUGGAAAAGAUACACAAAAGCGAGAAUGAUUGUCUCGUUGAAAAAAAGAAACGGAAAAGAACGAAAAAAAUUAAAUUCUCCGAAGAAGAUUACACUUCUCUAAAAGCACUUCUCCAUUUAGAAAAAUAAAUAUCGAGAAAGAAAUCCGAAAAAUCUUCGAUGAUGUAAUUGUUACCAAAACAAAGUCAAAGUCGAAGGGAGUAUCACGAGUUGCUAAAUGAACGCGGAAAAGCGUGAACUCGGUAAAUCGAUGGUUGGAUUCGUGUCUUUUCCAUGGUAGACUAAUUUCACUUGGCCCAGAAACUCUGAGUAUAAACGUAUGGUGCGGAUGGGAGGGAAGAAAUCUUUGGAGAAUAGCGAAGAGGGGUACCGAAAGAAAAGUAUAACAUCCCUGUUUCGAAGACCUUGCAAUCUCUUCUCCCCAUUCACCGUUGCUAGUUCUUGCGCCACCCACAUUUCGUGCACUCCAGUGACGUCACACAGAAUACAUCGUGGAACCGGCACAGUUGCCGUUAAAUGGGGUGAGCCAACACUCCUCUUCAACCCCAUGAAAAGUCUUAUCCGACCAAUGGGGGAACUUCGUACUACUGUGCGUCGACCAAUCGCGAACAGAUCGUCAUUGAGAAGGACACGUACACGGAGGGGACCGAGGUCUUAAGAAGAGCAGAAGACACUGGUACCGGGACACUGUCGCACGCGGUGCUUAGAGGGACGAUUCAUUGGAUUAACAGCUAUUGCCGAUUCCGUCGAGAGAAACUGUUUCAGUGUUAUCCAAGUUCAACAUUUAGAUAGAUUUUUAAAUAGAAAUACCUACUUGCAUCGUUCGAUUGAUUUUCUUAUUGGUGAGCGAAAAUAUUAUAUGUUACAGUAUAGAUAGAAAAUUUUGUUGAAAAAUUAGAAAGUUUGUUCAGUUUGAAUCGAGGAUCAGUAUGAGUGGUUCCGGAAAGGGCCUUCUCGGGGUGUGGCUAUACAGAAGAGGCGAACACUGGGCCAUUAAAGAAGGAAGUCCCAUACAUAAGUCGAGCGAUAUCCCCAUGGUCGAACGGAAAUCAAACAGCGAUAAUAAAAAUUCUGUCGUUUUUUCCUUGAAAAACCAAAUCGGUGGCUUGGCACGAGCUCUGCAAGUUUUUCAGGACCUGGGUGUGAAUGUUAUUCAUAUCGAGUCACGGAAAUCAUUGCGUCGCGGCUCCGAAUUCGAAAUUCUCGUCGAUGUUGAAUGUGAUUCGAAAAGAAUGGAACAGUUGACGAGGAUGUUGAGCCGAGAAGUCGCUGCCAUUAAUUUGGCACAGUACGAGCAAACAGGAAAUAUUCCUCAUGCUCCAUCACUUUCCGCCGCUCCGAGUUUUGAUUUCAGCGAAGUAGAUAUGCCCUGGUUUCCACGAAAAAUAUCGGAUCUAGAUCAAGCUCAAAAUGUGCUCAUGUACGGAUCCGAAUUAGACGCGGAUCAUCCAGGCUUUAAAGACCCGGUGUAUCGCAAACGUCGUGUGCAAUUCGCGGAUAUCGCAAACAAUUACAGAUAUGGUCAACCAAUUCCUCGCGUUCAAUACACGCCAGAGGAGAUCAGAACUUGGGGAACCGUUUUCCGCGAAUUGCAUCAGCUUUAUCAAAAACAUGCUUGUAAGGAAUAUCUGGAAAAUUGGCCAAAACUGGAGAAAUACUGUGGCUAUAGAGAGGAUAAUAUACCACAGUUGCAAGAUGUAAACGUUUUCUUGAAACGAACAACUGGAUUUCAACUUCGACCCGUAGCAGGCUACCUUACACCAAGAGAUUUUUUGGCCGGUCUUGCUUUUCGAGUAUUUCAUUGUACACAAUACAUUCGACAUUCAUCCGAUCCUUUUUAUACGCCUGAACCGGACUGCUGUCACGAAUUGUUAGGGCACAUGCCGCUUCUGGCGAAUCCAAGUUUCGCACAAUUCUCGCAGGAACUUGGACUUGCUUCGCUUGGAGCUUCGGACGAGGACAUCAAUAAAUUGGCUACUCUUUAUUUCUUUACGGUGGAAUUUGGAUUAUGCAAGCAAGAUGGUAUACUUCGCGUUUACGGAGCUGGUUUAUUGUCUUCUGUCGCGGAACUGAAACAUGCUGUGUCCGUUCCCGAGAAGACGUUCCGAUUCGAUCCAGAAGUGACUUGCAAGCAAGAAUGCAUCAUUACCGCGUUUCAAAAUGCGUACUAUUACACGGAUAGCUUUGAAGAAGCAAAAGAAAAAAUGCGAACAUUUGCGAACCAAAUACAACGACCAUUUGGAUUACGCUAUAAUCCCUACACUCAAUCAGUGGAAGUUCUCACGGACGCUCAAAAAAUCACGGCGGUAGUCAGUGAACUUAGGGGUGACCUCUGUAUCGUCUCAAAUGCCCUAAAGAAGAUACACGAACAGGAUGAUACGGUGGACGUUGAGAGGAUAACCAGCCUUUUAACGCAAGGUAUCGAAUUACCUCAAGAUUCUUCGUCUUCUGACAGCGAUGUUGAUAGAAGUCCUAAUGUCGAGUCGCCUGAGAAACCAAUAAAAAAUCAGAAUAAAAACUAUUCUUCUGACAAUAUUGUUGUUAACUCAUGAACGUUAUUUCUGUAAACGUAGUUUGCGAAUAGAACUAUCAAAAUUAGAAAUUAUGAUUGUACGUAUACAAUUAUAGAGUUUAGCAAUAUGUAUAUGAAAUAUGCACAGUUGUCUAUGCUUGUAGAAAACGAUAUUUAAAUUAGAAGAUUACUAAAGUUGCACUGAGUAGAAUGAAAAUGAAUAAAAAAUUAUGUGAAGUAUAGUAAUCAAAA